ACCUUCAUCAACAAAACUUUGGUUAAACAUAUUUGGCAGUAUAAUUUACUGUUUUUGAGCAGGAGGCUUCCCACUCGUCAACAGAGAGAACGUUAUCCUCUUGGAAUUGUGACCCUAUUUACUUCAUUAAGAUCCCUUAAUAUUUUGACACUUGUUCUGUGGACUGAAAGGGGCAUCAAACAGUCAUAGAAUCAAGUCUAAAAAUAAUAACCAUUUGACUACCAGGUUGGUCACCUUUUCCCACAUCAAAGGAACACUUCUAUGAUCCUGACACGGGCAAAGGAUAUCUGAAUUAUCGCCUGAAGACGGUAUCAAUGAAGACCUCACGUCGACCCAUCAAGAAGAGUAUUUCACCCCAGUCGGGAGGCCCAACCCAUAGGAGGAAGACUGACCUGGACCACCAGCUUGUUGGUGAUGCCUGCAAGGAGGCCAUAUCAUUCGUUGUCCACUCGCCCAAUGAAAAACAAAUCUAUCAGAAGAUGAAGGAGGUGUUCCAGUAUCACCAGGAGCUAGUGUAUAGUCCAGACAGAAGCACAGAUGUCCUCAUAGUCCUUCCCAGGUUUCUGGACGUCAAAGGAUUGGCGAAUCAGGACUUUUUGCUGAUGUUCGACGAUGAAACAUCCUCUAAGCUCCUUGAAAAGUGGGACACUGUAUUGAAGCCUAAAGUCAUCCAACUGGCAAAAUCCCUGAUUACGACCACCGAUUUGCGUCACCUCCUGAAGUCCGCAGAAAAACGGACAGAGAAUGACAUAGAAACCAACUGGGACAAUUAUAUGUCCUCCCUGCUGCUGCUGCUUCAUCUCCUCCCACCACCAGCAGGCGGGAAGAGGACCAAGAUCAGUGCCAGUGAUGCUGUGGGCAGACUAGUACACUUUCAUAAGUCAUUCUGCAGCAUUGAAGACCAUCUUGAUAGGAGCCAUGGUCGACAGCCAUACCUCCAUGCCGUCGGAAGAAGACGGAGCAAGAUUGACAACUACUACAUUGUGGUGGACAAGAGGCUUGUUCCCUGCCAGGCAACUAGUGGUCUGUGUGCGUUUGAUGAACUGUUCAAAGCCCACUUUGUCUUUAACCUGACGUAUGAUGAUACUCUUGUCAACUUCUACACAUUUGUGCAGACAACCAUCUACAACAUUGAUGUAGGCAAAACAAGAGAGGCCCCUAGCAUGAUAGAGUUGAGGACAAAACGUCUUAACUAGAUAAAUGUAUGUUACGGUGCUUUUGUUGUCAAGCGUUGCACAGAAACAGCCAGUCAUUGAUUUCUCAUUUGAGAAUUGAGCAUAGCUUCUAUCCCUCCACCAAGUUUAGAUUGGUCUGUGCUCAAGAUAGUUUUAGACGGCAGUUUUCAACGUACUCAGGUUUCAGAAAACAUUUGAAUAGUGUUCAUAAGGAUAUUGGUCAAGUAGUUGAUGCAUUGAGCUUAGAAGGGCCCUCUCAUGUUGCUGAUUUUACAGUCCAGUUAGAAGCUCAACAAAUGGGUGGUGACGCUGGUGUCCCACAUGAUAACACUCAGUGAUUGUUGGAGAAGAAUGGACAGUCUUGCUAAAGAUACGUGUGCCAAGUUGCAAGCUAGUGGUGGUGCAAAUAGUGUUGUGUCAACAGUAGUGUGUGAUUUAGAAGAGCUUACUACCGGUCUGCACUCCCAAAUUAAACAAGAAGUUCUGUCAGUUAUGCCUAUGGAUAAGCCCCUCUACAUCUACUGUAAAUUAUAGUUUUGAGAACUUUGAAAACUCAUUUGCCAGUUUUAACACAGAAACCAAGAGAAAAAAGUACUUCAACCAAAAAUGGGGUGUUGUGGAGCGAGUAGAAGUAGUGUUGGGAGUUAGAUAUGAUAGCAGGCGAAAUAAACAAACAGGCAUGUAUGAUCAAGUCCCAGUGAAAGACACUUUUGUAUAUAUUCCUAUACUGGAAACAUUGACGUUCAUGUGUCGCAAUUCUGAAAUCUGUAAGUUAUUGGAAAAUGCACCUAGGGAUAUAUCUGUUGAAGACACUUACGAAGACUUUUGUGAUGGAAGUUACUUUAAAACUCAUCCCUUGUUCUCAAAACAUAGAAAUGCGUUACAGAUCCAAUUGUACUAUGAUGACUUUGAAACUGCCAACCCGCUUGAAUCCAAGUGUAGUGUUCCACAAGACAGGCGCCAUUUAUUUUGUCCUCAGGAAUCUGCCACCCAAGUUUAACUCUGCUGUGAUUAAUAUUUAUUUAGUGUCAUUAUUUCAUUAUCAAGAUCUAAAGAAAUAUGGCUUUGAUGCCAUUCUAGAGCCCUUGGUUAAUGAUGUAAAAAAACUGGAGAGUGAUGGUGUAAAUUUGCCUUUUUCAACUGAUAGGGUUUAUGGCACUAUCUGCCAAAUAACUGGAGACAAUUUGGGGAUGCACGCAGUCCUUGGUUUCACAGAGUCCUUCAGUGGUCAUUACUUUUGCCGGUUCUGUUUGAUAGAAAAGUAUAUUGCUCAGACGUUUUACAGUGAGGAUGACCCUAAGAUUGUCUUGCGUGGUAAAGUUUCAUUUGAAAUGCAUUUGAAUCAGUUGCAAUCACGCCUGUGAUGCACCAAUUUCAUUCUGAUGCGCCUGUGAUGCACUGU
Molecule: messenger RNA, 2577 nt
Organism: Coregonus clupeaformis (lake whitefish)
Lineage: Eukaryota; Metazoa; Chordata; Actinopteri; Salmoniformes; Salmonidae
Exons: 4
Coding region: 315-1196 (293 amino acids)
Source: RefSeq, a predicted model, not a curated record